AUGGCGGUAAAUCCAACGUGCCAACGAGUGGACAACUCGUUGCGAUUUCCUCCUUCCUCGUGUCGGAGCGGAUUCGACUUCUCCCUUCUGUUUGAGGAGCUGAUCUUGGGGAUUUUGCCUCUGGGGGUCGUUCUCGCAUUGGCAUGCGUACAAUUAUGGCGUGAUGCUCGACGACCGCGCAAGGUGGUGGCAGGCUCCUGGCCUUUUUGGGCCAAACUGACACUCUGGACCGCUCUCGGUGUCACGCAACUGGUCCUCACCGUCCUAUGGGCGCUGCCCUCUGCAACACGAACUCAAGCCUCCGUCGCGGUCAAUGCUGUGAGCAUUGUCGGCGUCUCGAUGCUGGGCUUGCUCUCCUACAGCGAACACAAUCGUUCCGUGAGGCCAUCUUUUCUAAUCAACCUCUACCUCGCGACCACUCUUCUGUUUGACAUCGCAAAAACGCGAACACUAUGGCUUCGAGACCCGCACGGGAUCAACAAACCCAUCGCCAUCAUCACCUCGCUGUGUGUUGGUAUCAAGUUCCUGCUUUUUUUACUCGAGGCUGUGGAGAAGAGAGGCUUCCUCAAGGCAGAGUACAAAGACUACCCUCCCGAGGCUGUCGCUGGGAUUUACAAUAGAUCGUUCUUUUGGUGGCUCAAUCCUUUGUUCAGGCGCGGGUUCUCCAAGAUCUUGGCUGUGGAUGAUCUCUUUACCCUCGACAAGCAACUAGAGUCUAGGCAACUGCAUCGUGCUGUCGAAGCCGAGUGGAGGAAAGGACAGGCUGGAGGAUCGGACGGUCUGUUAUCGGCAUGCCUUCGAACCUUCAAAUGGCACGUGUGUGCGGUGAUUCCACCAAGGCUUAUGCUAGCGGCCCUAAAUAUCUGUCAGCCAUUGCUGCUUGAGAGGUCAUUGACCUUCACCGAGCAAGCUUCAGAUCGCGCCACCACGAACAUCGGCUACGGGUUGAUUGGGGCUUACAUCUUGGUAUAUACCGGGCUAGCGGUCACCAUGGGCCAGUACCAACAUUUGACAUAUCGUUCCAUAACAAUGGUCCGAGGCGCUGUUGUCUCAAUGAUCUACAAGAAGGCAUGCUCUCUCAGUACUAAGGAUGCCGACCCUGCUGCGUCCGUUACUCUAAUGAGCGCCGAUAUCGAGCGCAUCGUUCAAGGUUGGCAGACGAUGCAUGAUAUCUGGGGAAAUGCUUUGGAAAUCGCAUUGGCGAUCUAUCUCCUCGAAAGACAAUUGGGAGUGGCGUGUGUGGUCCCAGUUGCCGUUGCCGUUGUGGCCCUUGUUGGCUCGAUUAUAGCAAUGUCCUCUGUGAUGUUGAAGCAGGCUUCGUGGUUGCAAGCGAUUGAAAGAAGAAUAUCCUCCACAUCUUCGAUGCUCGCUUCGAUGAAGGGGAUAAAGAUGCUUGGCUUACAAUCCGCGCUUCUGGCAUGCGUUCAUAAUCUGCGUCUUGAUGAAUUGAGGAUUUCUCGAGCUUUUCGGAAGCUAUUGGUCUGGAAUAUGGCUCUAGCAUGGUUGACUCGAAUUUUUGCGCCAAUUCUCGCAUUUGGAGCAUUCGUCGGAAUUGCCCACGAUCGGGGCAAUGAUCGCGCCCUGACAACGUCGGUUGUGUAUACUGCUUUGUCCCUGUUUUCCCUCCUAUCAGACCCUCUUCUAUCACUUGUAAUGGCCCUUAUGAACUACGUCGCUUCGGUUGGCUCAUUCCAGAGAAUUCAGGAGUUUCUUGAGAAGGAGAGUCACCAGGACCCAAGAAGCCAGUCAGCCGCACUCCCGUUCCAAGUUGAAAGUAUAAUGAAAAAUUCAUCAAUAACCACUGACGUCGAAACCUUGACCAACGGGUCAAACUCCUCUCAAUCUUGGAAAGGGUGUUCCUCGACCUCAUUCCAUACCGCCAUCACAGUCCAGAGCGGGGAUUUUGGAUGGGAUAUCGCAAAGGCACCCAUAUUGAGGAACAUAAACAUCGCAAUACACCAAGGCAGCUUUGCCAUUUUCAUCGGGCCGUCCGGCUGUGGGAAGUCCACUCUUCUGAAAGCUCUGCUCGGUGAGGUGCCUUGCCUUAAGGGUAGCAUCCAAAUCCCCUCUCAGAGCAUCGCGUUCUGUGAGCAAACGCCCUGGCACAUGAAUGGGACAAUCAAAGAUUGCAUAGUCGCGAUGUCUGAUUUUGACGCCAAAUGGUACAGCUCCGUCAUAUACGCGUGCGCUCUGGUCGAAGACUUCAAGCAGCUCCCCCGAGGCGACCAAACUGUUAUUGGAAGCAAAGGCAUAGCUCUCAGCGGCGGCCAGAGUCAGCGAAUUGCACUUGCAAGGGCUGUCUAUGCUCGAAAAGACAUCGUUAUACUGGACGAUGUAUUUUGUAGCCUUGAUGCGACCACCGAAGACCACAUCUUUCAUCAUUUAGUGGGUACCCAUGGCCUUCUACGCUCAAUCGGCUCCACAAUCAUACUCGCGUCCUCUUCAGUGAAGCGUGUUCCUUAUGCAGAUCUCAUCAUGGUGCUUGACAAUAAUGGCUGCACUGCGGAACAGGGGAGUUUCAAGGCUCUUGACUCCGCGGGGGGCUAUGUCUCAAGCUUCGGUCUUGGCCUUCCGGAAUGGAGCUACAAGGGUGGUUUACUCCCUGCGCCGGAGGCUCAGACCAGAACCCUCGAUAAGGUUGACGAAGCUGAAAAUGAGACACACGAGAAGGGAGGCGAUUUGUCUAUUUACUUGUAUUACGUUCGUGCUAUCGGCUGGCUUCCCACAAUCAUCUUCAUUGUCGCCAUGUCAAGCUUCGUCUUUUGCUUGUCUUUUCCGAGUAUUUGGGUGAAGUGGUGGGCAGCCUCAAAUGAAGCCGAACCUGGCAAGCACGCGGGAUACUACAUAGGGAUCUACGCCAUGCUCGGAGCUAUUGGCAUGAUAUCCCUUAUUGUUGGAUGCUGGCAAAUGGUUAUCAACAUGGUGCCGAAGUCCGGAGAGGUCUUCCACAGAGCUCUGCUGAGCACGGUUCUGAGUGCACCCAUGUCGUUCUUUUCGAAGACAGAUAGCGGCGCUAUUCUGAACAGAUUCAGUCAAGACCUGCAGCUCAUCGACAUGGAGCUUCCCAUUGCUGCUAUUAACACAUUCGUCACCCUCACCCUUUGCAUAGCGCAAAUGAUUCUCAUGGCAGUUGCUUCUAAAUACGUGGCAAUUUCCUUUCCUGUGGUCAUUUCCAUCGUCUACCUAAUACAGAAGAUAUACCUUCGCACAUCACGCCAGCUGCGAUACCUUGAUCUCGAAGCCAAGGCCCCGCUCUUCUCCCACUUCACCGGUUGUCUCAGUGGUUUGGUGACCCUUAGGUCCUUCGGGUGGCAGCAUGAAUUCCAGGAAAAGAACCACAACCUCCUGGAUUAUUCUCAGAGACCAUUCUAUCUCCUCUAUGCCAUCCAGCGCUGGCUUACUCUCACUCUGGAUAUGGUGGUAGCGGGCAUCGCGGUUCUACUGAUCAUUCUCGUCGUCGUGUUACGCGGGUCUAUCAGCAUAGGUUACGUUGGAGUGGCGCUGUUGAACGUCAUCCAAUUCAGCCAGAGCAUCAAGCUGCUGAUCACAUUCUGGACCAACCUUGAGACACAUAUUGGUUCAAUCCAGCGAGUGAGGUGGUUCACACGAAACGUACCAUCAGAGAAUCAACCCUCUGAGUGUGAUGAGAUUCCGCCAGAGUGGCCUUCGCAGGGGGUUAUUGAGUUCAGUCAUGUUUCGGCUGAGUAUAGACCAUCUGAGCCAGUUCUCAAUGACGUCUCUUUAUCCAUCCACGCUGGUGAGAAAGUCGGCAUCUGCGGAAGGACCGGCAGUGGCAAGACCUCUCUCAUAAUGUGCAUCUUCCGUAUGCUCGAUAUUAGCUCGGGGCAGAUCCUGAUCGAUGGGCUGGACCUCACGAGACUACCGCGCCAGGAAAUCCGCUCUCGGCUGAACGGUGUCGCCCAGAGUCCCUUUCUCAUGAAAGGCAGUGUGAGAGCCAGUAUAGAUCCGACAGGCUCCCUUUCAGACCAGUCCAUCAGCAACGCUCUCAGGAGCGUCGGCAUUUACUCCAAAAUCCAGGACAACGGCGGUCUGGACGCGGACAUCGACGACGUCUUCCUCUCGCAUGGGCAACAGCAACUCUUUUGUCUGGCAAGGGCCAUACUUCGGCCGGGCAAGAUUCUCGUGUUGGAUGAAGCCACGAGCAGUGUCGACUCCAAAACCGACCAGGUCAUGCAGCAGGUCAUCCGCGAGAAUUUUAGUGCACACACCAUCUUGACGGUUGCGCAUAAGCUCGACACUAUCCUCGACUACGACAAGGUCAUCGUCAUGGAAGCGGGUCGGGUCGUGGAGACGGGUGUGCCGCAUGAGCUGCUUGCUUCGGAGAAGUCGCACUUUGCCCGAUUGUACGCCAGUCUAUCGACAGACGAGGAUGUUCGGGAGUAGUCACAAUCCGUGGGCGGCGCAUUAAUUGCAUGAAGACAAAAGCAGAGGCCUGUCAAUUCUCGGCGUUCGGCAUACAGGUCAGGUUCAUUCCUUUUCUUCUUGGGGUUGGGGUUACAG
Aspergillus homomorphus CBS 101889 is the source of this 4521-nucleotide messenger RNA. It is a transcript of the gene abcB, whose product is annotated as putative ABC multidrug transporter. Gene Ontology annotation, molecular function: ABC-type transporter activity; ATP binding; ATP hydrolysis activity. Gene Ontology annotation, biological process: transmembrane transport. Bases 1 to 4404 code for a protein of 1467 amino acids. Lineage: Eukaryota; Fungi; Ascomycota; Eurotiomycetes; Eurotiales; Aspergillaceae. The record is from RefSeq and is a predicted model, not a curated record. The transcript has 15 exons. Gene Ontology annotation, cellular component: membrane.